UAAGUAAUAUGUAGUGAUAUGAUAGAGUUAAAGGUGUGAUUGUACCAGAUUUUCAUUAUAUAAAUUAGGUUAAAAAAAGAUUAUAUAUCAGAACUGAAUUUCAAUCGUAAUAUAUUUAUUAAUAAUUUGUUACCGAACAAUUCAGAUUUCUAAUUUGAAGCCCAAAGUUAUGCUUAAAUUUAUUUGGAAGGUUUGACCUAAUUCUUAUAAAAUCAUGGUAGUGGAACGUAGGAAAUGCAAGAAACGCAAAGACGAUGCAUUUGAUGGAUCAACUGUUACUGAUAAACCAUCUAAAGAAGAAUAUAAUAUAGCUAAAUGGAUUCGUAGUAAUGUACGAUCCAAGAAAACUAAAUUUGAUAGAAAUCAUAUUGUUGAGUACUUCACAGGUACUAGAGCAGUCGAUGCCCUUUUAGAAAAUUCACCGUGGAACAAAACAAUAUUUGAGUCAAGACAACAUGUUGUUAAUUUUUUAGAUACCAUGCUAAGACAUAAAUUUUUUCACAGAGCAAAAAAAAUUGUUAUUACUGAAGAUGAACUCAUUAGAAUAAAAGGUAUUAAAAAAAAGAACAAAGAUUCAAAAGAUUUUAAAGAAGAAAAAAAGAUAGAAAGAGAGAAAUAUAAAGAAAAGAACAAAGAUGAAAAUAAUUAUUUACAAGAAGAUAAAAGGGAAGAUGAUGAAAAACAAGAAAAAAGGAAAGAUAUGAAGAAAAAACCAAAGGUUCGAUUAGAAAUGCAUAUGGAUCAAUAUUUUGUAGAUUGCAACGAUGCAUAUGUUUGGAUUUAUGAACCAAUUCCAGUAUAUUAUUGGUUUUUUGGUGCUUUAUUAGUAUUAGGAGCAAUUGGUAUUUGUCUUUUUCCUUUGUGGCCCUUGACAGUACGUCAUGGAGUUUGGUACUUAAGUAUAGCUGCAGCAGGAUUUCUUAUUUUUAUACUAUCAUUAAUUGUUAUAAGAUCAAUAGUCUUCUGUCUCUUAUGGGUACUAACAGUAGGUAGACAUCAUCUUUGGCUUCUUCCAAAUUUAGUUGAAGAUGUUGGUUUUUUUGCAUCAUUUUGGCCAUUAUAUCAUUACGAGUAUAUAGAUUCCACUAUUAAAAAUAAAAAGUCUUUGGAAAAGAAAAAAUGCAAGAAGAAUAAAGAUAAAGAUUCAGAUGUAGAAGAUUGUAUCAAUACAUAUAUAGAGGAAAAAUCAGAGUCUUCAUCGGAAGCUUCAAAACCUAAUUCUCCAUUAUUAAGAGUAUCAGCUAGCAAUGAUAAAAAUGAAAUAUUGGAUGGGCAUGAAGCAAGUGAAGAAGACUCUGAAAGUGAUAAAUCAAAUACUGGUGGUGACUUUGAAAUGUUGUGAGACUGAUGUUUCUUCUCGUUUUACCAAGACCGGUUCGAGGGAUUCAAAUUGAUGCCGUUGACAACUCAGAGACCAGGGGAUGUUGUGUAAUAGCGAUGUAAGGUCAAGUGGAAGGGAUAGUAUAAUAAAGUCAGUGAUAAUACA
Molecule: messenger RNA, 1486 nt
Organism: Ceratosolen solmsi marchali
Lineage: Eukaryota; Metazoa; Arthropoda; Insecta; Hymenoptera; Agaonidae
Gene: Trp1
Product: translocation protein 1
Exons: 6
Coding region: 215-1342 (375 amino acids)
Biological process (GO): post-translational protein targeting to membrane, translocation
Cellular component (GO): endoplasmic reticulum membrane; endoplasmic reticulum
Source: RefSeq, a predicted model, not a curated record